Molecule: messenger RNA, 1093 nt
Organism: Laccaria bicolor S238N-H82
Lineage: Eukaryota; Fungi; Basidiomycota; Agaricomycetes; Agaricales; Hydnangiaceae
Exons: 4
Coding region: 191-838 (215 amino acids)
Source: RefSeq, a predicted model, not a curated record
GUUCAACUGCCCCAUCCCCGCAGUUCGUCAACGUCUUCCCCUCCUCACCGCCCUCCCCCUCCCUCCCUACACCCGGAACAGGCUGAGCCUCGUUCAUCCACACCUCGAAGACCACCCACACCCCGCUGGACGAUACCCGAACCGCUGGCCGAUCCAUCUGCUCGAAUAAUUUAGCUUGACCACCUCAAUCAUGUCCAUGUCACCAACAACCAUUGUUCGACCCCCGAGAGCACCUUCACUGGACGUCUUACUCUCCCUGCCCCCGGCGCAGUACACGCGCCUAUGCUGCUUUUGCAUCCCAGCGCGUGUUGCGCUAUUCAUAACGGCGGCAGUGUUGUUCAUCCUGUCCACGUCGUUCGUUACAGUCGGUUGGGUGAUUGUCAAUAAACUUAACGACUAUGUAACGGACUUACAGCGACUCUCCAUAGUCUUCCACAUCUUCAUCUAUAUCGUCUUGGCCGCAUUCUGCAUCUUUGGCAUAUUCUCCGCGCUCAGCAAAGACGCUAAACUUCCCAGUCUAUUCACCUCCUUCAUCCUGGGACAACUCCUCUUUGGGUGGGGAUCAGGCGCUGUGUGCUUAUACGUCCUCUUCUCCCCCUCUACGGCCCUUCAGAACAUCGGGUCGUGCUCCAGCAUAGUGGACGACCAGUUCCUGAAACUCCUAUGUGAACGGGCGCCGGUGUUCAAGGGCCUGGCGGUUGCGUUCUUUGUGACUACCUGGAUUUUGGAGAUCUUGGCCAUCUAUGCCUCUUGUCAAUACACGAGACAGUUGCAUGAAGAAGCUGUUAGAUUGGAGGUUUUGGAGCCGAAGGGAGACCGUGACUCGUUCUACGUAUGAUUGCUAGGGACGCUAUGUGAUACCAAGCGAUUGCUGGGACGCUAUGCGAUACCAAGCGGUUGCGGGGCUGCAUACGAUACCAAGUGAUUGCUGGGACGCCAUGCGAUACCAAGCAUUUGCUGGGCCGUUAUGCGAUACCUUACACGUUUUCGGGUUCACUCCAGCUCCAGCACCAAGUUCCAGAUUAGAUUAUCGGGAUGUCGUUGUGCGUAGUUGUGUUCGAUUGAGCCAGUUCAAGUAUUUUCCUACCUGACA